Psammomys obesus (fat sand rat) is the source of this 1255-nucleotide messenger RNA. Its product is annotated as protein CutA homolog. Gene Ontology annotation, biological process: response to metal ion. Lineage: Eukaryota; Metazoa; Chordata; Mammalia; Rodentia; Muridae. The record is from RefSeq and is a predicted model, not a curated record. The coding region runs from base 138 to 584 and encodes 148 amino acids. Gene Ontology annotation, molecular function: copper ion binding. The transcript has 6 exons.
CUUGCUGCGAGUACCUGCACUUGUCGGAUUUGCGGCUGCCGGGCAGCCGUGAGAAUGAGCGCGCCCAGGAAUCAAGAGGCUUUGUGCAUGAUCUCCGGUAAAGGCCUUCGUGGCGGAACCGGGAUGAGUGAACCCGGAUGGUUAUCAAACUAGGUACACCGCAAGAAUACAUGUCGAAAAUCCUGACAGUUGUGCUGACGUAUCCUAUGCUCAGGACCCUUAGCCUCCAGUUCCACUCCUCCCUCACUGGGAGCUACGUCUCUGGUACUUACUCCAUCGUUUUUGUCAACUGUCCCAAUGAGCAAAUUGCCAAAGACAUUGCCAGGGCCAUCCUGGAUAAGAAGAUGGCUGCCUCUGUGAACAUCUUGCCUAAGAAUUCUUUACUGUACUUUUGGAAGGGAGAAAUAGAAGAAGCCACUGAGAUCUUGUUGCUAGUAAAGACAAAGACUUCCAUGGUCUCCAGGCUGUUCACCUAUAUGAGGUUGGCUCAUCCUUUUGAAAUUCCAGAGGUCUUCAGUGUCCCCAUGGACCAGGCUGAUGCUCGCUAUGUACAGUGGCUUGAGAAGGCCAUGAAGAAAAACUAAAUAGAGAAACUUACCGUGCAGGCCGCUGGCUGGCUCUGGCCUUUCUUGACCCUGCUCUGGGAAAAAGCAGGGCUCCUCCUGCUUCCCGUAGACUGGUCCCAACAGCACAGAGGCACCGGCUGACCUGUGCAGGCUGAAUGAAGGGCUGAGACUUUCCAGGCUGGAACUGAGGGCCGAGCAGGCAUGCAAGAACCAACAAGAACAUGGUGCUAAGUGCUGUGUUUGAAGGUGGUCAGAGGGUGUGAGGGUGAGGAUGAGGGACUGAAGGGAGGCAGCAUUGAGGGUGAGGUUUGUCAUCUUCAGGCACGGGGCCUACCAUAAGUGCCUCUGCUUCUCAUGGGGGCGGAUGACCUUGCUCACCUAGAUGUAUGUGAGAUAAAUUUCUUCUGAAAAAAAAACAAAAAACAAAAAACAAAAAACAAAACCAAACCAAAACAAAACAAAAAACCCAAAAGACCAAAAAAACAAAAACCUGACAUGUGCUCUAUUCAAAAUGAUGAAUCAAAUCUUAGUGGUAGGACUUCAGGGGUCAGCAGAAUGGCUUCUCGUUGUUAAAGAGGCCUUUGUGGCUCUUGAAUCUUGCAGGGGUGAAGCUGGGAAGGGGCUCCUUGGACCUGUGCGGAUGAGGGGGAAUAUUAGGGCUUCAAUACAACCUCAUGCAUUGAGAAUAA